AAAAUAGGAAGCUGUUGUUGAAAACUUCCAAAACAAAAAUCGGUUUGUUGAUGACUGGCGAUUUACAAAAUAUACAAAGAACCGAUUAUAUCUCUUAACUAGUAUUAAAUUAACAAGUGAAUAUGGAGUCAAUUGCAACCGAUUCUGGUAAGAUAGUCAAGAUGGAGGUUGACUACACCUCCACCUGUGACGAGAAGAUUCCGGAAUGCCAAAAGCUAGCGAAAUCCGGCAAAUUGCAUGAUGCCCUCGAUCAACUGCUAGCUCUGGAAAAACAAACCAGAACAGGAGCUGACAUGAUCUCAACGGGCCGAGUCUUAGUGGCGAUCGUACAAAUAUGCAGGGAAGCCAAGAAUUGGAAUGCACUGAACGAGCACAUCAUUCUGCUCACCAAGAGAAGGUCUCAGUUGAAACAGGCAGUUACAAAAAUGGUUCAAGAGUGUUGCACAUAUGUGGACCAAACACCUGAUAAAGAGACUAAGAUUAAACUUAUUGAUACUUUAAGACAAGUAACUGAAGGUAAAAUCUACGUAGAAUGCGAACGCGCCCGUCUUACCCAUAAACUGGCCAAAAUUCGUGAAGACGAUGGCGACAUUCAAGAAGCAGCCAACAUAAUUCAAGAACUGCAGGUAGAAACAUACGGCUCUAUGGAGAAACGUGAGAAAGUUGAGCUCAUCUUGGAACAGAUGAGAUUGUGUCUGGCAAAGCAAGACUACAUUAGAACGCAGAUCAUCUCCAAAAAAAUCAAUACCAAGUUCUUCGAUGAUGAGGGUACACAAGAUCUGAAGCUUAAGUUUUACAGGCUCAUGAUGGAGCUAGAUCAACAUGAGGGAUCAUAUCUAGCAACCUGCAAACAUUAUAGGGCUGUAUUGAACACACCCAGCAUUCAGGCAGUUGCUGAGGAAAGGCAAUCAGCUGCCCAGGCGGUCGUUUUGUAUUUGAUUUUAGCGCCACAUGAAAAUGAACAGGCCGACUUGACACAUAGGGUUCUGCAAGAUAAAAUUCUAGAAGAAAUCCCCCUCUAUAAACAACUGUUGAAACUGUUCACCACUCCAGAAUUAAUAAAGUGGUCCGGCUUGUGCGAACUAUACGAAAAGCAACUGAAAGCCACACCAGUCUUUGGCGGUAACGAGUUGGCGAAGAAACGUUGGGAAGAUUUGAAGAGCCGCGUUGUGGAGCACAACAUUCGCGUGAUGGCCAAGUACUACACUCGCAUUAAGAUCGCCCGCAUGGCAGAACUUCUGGAUAUGUCUCCAGCCGAAACUGAAGAAUUGCUAUCGCAGAUGGUUGUCAGUAAGAGCGUCCAGGCGAAAACCGACAGACCUGCGGGCGUUGUUCAUUUUCAACAGGGUAAAGAUCCCAGUGAUGUACUGAACGAUUGGGCGCACGAUUUGUCUUCGUUAAUGCAGCUGGUUAAUAAAACCACACAUUUGAUUAACAAGGAAGAAUGUGUGCACAAGCAUCUUCAAGCCACAUCCUAGGUUAUAUUAAUUGUCUGAUUUUAAUUUUCCAUUAUAUAACUUUAUUAUAUUAAGUAAACUUAACUUUAAAAUU
Molecule: messenger RNA, 1551 nt
Organism: Aethina tumida (small hive beetle)
Lineage: Eukaryota; Metazoa; Arthropoda; Insecta; Coleoptera; Nitidulidae
Gene: Rpn5
Product: 26S proteasome non-ATPase regulatory subunit 12
Exons: 4
Coding region: 123-1478 (451 amino acids)
Cellular component (GO): cytoplasm; nuclear proteasome complex; proteasome regulatory particle, lid subcomplex
Source: RefSeq, a predicted model, not a curated record